CAUGUGGCGGGACGCACGCGCGCGGAUCCAGAGGAUGGGGAUUUAAACUCGCGGACCGUGCAGCAGACACCGUCACCCGCGCGUGAGUCCCCCGUGUCUGACGUCUUUCUCUGUUUAUGGACACCGGGAGCCGCGAGACCUUAUCCCCGGGGUUAGAGUCCGGGCUGCGGGGGGGACAGAGACCGGAGCUCCGCGCUGACCGACCCGGAGAGAGGCUCUGAGAGAGGACCGGAGUGUGUGAGUCUGUGAAAUGGCGUUGCCGGCUGGACGCAUAUGAUUGGACAUGGAGACCGUCAGCGCAGUCAACGCCACGCAGGAUGAGCUCCGCCUCCUGACCCCGCCUGACGAUGACUUUGGUAACCUCGUGUACCACGACUACGACACCAAUGCCGGCGGUGGCGGCGUCAUCCCGCCGGCGAUGCCAACGUCGGUGAUGAAUUUUCCAGAGGACCCCAUUAAACUGCUGAGUGUUCAGGUGGUGUUGAUCUUGGCCUACAGCACCAUCAUCGUGCUGGGGGUUCUGGGUAAUUCUCUGGUCAUCUACGUCAUCUACCGCUUCAAGACGCUCCGCACCGUCACCAACUUCUUCAUCGCCAACCUGGCUGUCGCCGACCUGCUGGUGAACACGCUGUGCCUCCCCUUCACCCUGGUCUACACGCUGCAGGGCGAGUGGAAGUUCGGCAGCACGCUCUGCUUCCUGCUGCCGUACGCCCAGGGCCUCGCCGUGCACGUCUCCACGGUGACGCUCAACGUCAUCGCCCUGGACCGCCACAGGUGUAUCGUGUACCACCUGGAGACCAGGAUGCGUAAGGACGUGUGUUUCGGCGUGAUCGCUCUGACCUGGGUGCUGAGCGCCGUGCUCGCCAGCCCUCUGGCCAUCUUCAGAGAGUACGGAUCCUUCACCCUGGAGCCCGGACACACCAUCCAGGUGUGCACGGAGAAGUGGCCCGGUAAGAACACGGACGGCACCGUCUACAGCAUCUCCAUGCUCAUCCUGCAGUACUUCCUGCCGCUGUCCAUCAUCUCCUUUGCCUACGCCCGAAUCUGGUCCAAGCUGCGUGGCCACGUCAGCCCGGCGGAGAACUGCGGUGGCGGUGGCGGCAGCAGCAGCGCCGGCUCGGAGCGCCACCGCCGUCGCCGCAAAACCACCAAGAUGCUGGUGACCAUGGUGGUGGUGUUCGCCGUCAGCUGGCUGCCGUUCCACGCCUUCCAGCUGGCCACGGACAUCGACAGCACGGUGCUGGACAUGCGAGACUUCCACCUGCUCUACACCGUCUUCCACGUGGUCGCCAUGUGCUCCACCUUCGCCAACCCGCUGCUGUACGGCUGGAUGAACCGCAACUACCGCGCCGCCUUCCUCGCCGUUUUCAAGUGUCGCCGGGGAGGGGAGAGGGGGCGGGGCGGGCGGCUGGACAGCAUCCACCCGGUCGGAGGAGGAGGUGGUGGAGGAGGUGGAGGAGGAGGAGGGAGGGCGAAGAAGAUCGUGCUUGAAACGCAGGAUGUGGUGUCCACCCACCUGAACGCCACGGACGUGUGAGCGUCCACAAGGAGGAGGGAGAUGACGCAGGAAAGGAGAAAAGAAAAUCAUGUCAGGGAAUCUUUUGUUCCCCCAGAAAGACAAAAAGACGAGAUAAGGACGUGAGAGGAAACAGAAACAACAGAGCGAGGAGGAGAAGGAGGCGGCGGGGGGAUUAAAGAGUUUUUCGGGGGAGCCGAGAAUAGAAGACGAGCGGGGGAUUAGAAAAAGAAUGACAGACAGGAAGAGCUGCUGACUGACUCCUCGACCAAUCAGAUCGCGUCCCCUGGAGGACGUGACCUCAUCACGGCGGCAUGAAGGAGAAAAGUUUGACACUUGAUGGAAAACUUUGAUUGUUCCAUAAGAUCCGACAAUAACUUUUAAUGCAAAAUCGUGUCAAAAUAGGGCUUUAAUCCAUCUCCAUUCCACAUGUGAAGCAUUUAGCUCGUACAUUUAACCCAGAGUGGCUUACAGCGGGGCGGGACAACCCGCACCAGUCCUGCAGCAGCUUCCUUUUUUUUUUUUUU
Centropristis striata (black sea bass) is the source of this 2043-nucleotide messenger RNA. It is a transcript of the gene npy2rl, whose product is annotated as neuropeptide Y receptor Y2, like. NCBI's taxonomy places the organism in Eukaryota, Metazoa, Chordata, Actinopteri, Perciformes, Serranidae. Gene Ontology annotation, molecular function: neuropeptide Y receptor activity. Gene Ontology annotation, biological process: G protein-coupled receptor signaling pathway. Gene Ontology annotation, cellular component: membrane. The record is from RefSeq and is a predicted model, not a curated record.